Messenger RNA from Phanerochaete carnosa HHB-10118-sp, 264 nucleotides. RefSeq lists its product as uncharacterized. Gene Ontology annotation, biological process: regulation of DNA-templated transcription. The record is from RefSeq and is a predicted model, not a curated record. NCBI's taxonomy places the organism in Eukaryota, Fungi, Basidiomycota, Agaricomycetes, Polyporales, Phanerochaetaceae. The annotation marks the transcript as partial. The transcript has 3 exons.
UCGAAUAAAACGUAUUCAUUUGUGGCGCUACCAGGGAACGCGGUGAAGAAACGUCCAAGGAGGAGGUACGACGAGAUCGAGAGGCUCUAUCGGUGCAGCUGGCCAAACUGCACGAAAGCCUAUGGAACCUUGAACCACUUGAACGCGCACGUCACCAUGCAGAAGCACGGAGGAAAGCGGAGUCCAGGAGAAUUCAAAGAGCUCCGCAAGCAGUGGCGCGCGGCCAAGAAAGAGGCCGAGGAACUUUCUCGAGAUCGUGCCCGU